AUGCACUCGUUUGGGAAUGAACGAUUUCGAAGUGAAUAUUCACGAUGUCUGGGCCAACAACCUGGAAGAAGUGAGCGUAGAGCAUUGUCUUCGCAUUUCAUUCUAAAUAUUUUCUAUAUUGUAAAAAAUUACCCCUACGUUGCAAUGGAUACGGAGUUUCCAGGUGUAGUUGCAACUCCGUUAGGGCAGUUCAAAAGUAAGGAGGACUUCAAUUAUCAACAGGUUUCUUGCAAUGUGAAUAUGCUGAAACUUAUUCAAGUUGGAUUUGCACUCCUGGACAAGGAUGGAAAUAUGCCACCUACUGGUGAUGUUUGGCAAUUCAACUUCCAAUUUUCUCUGAGUGAUGAUAUGUACUCUCAAGAUAGCGUAGACUUGCUGCGUAAUGCUGGCAUUGAUUUUGGACGCCAUCAAGUUGAGGGAAUACGGAUGGCCGAUUUUGGUGAACUACUUACUACUUCAGGCCUCAUUGUUGAUGAACACAUCACGUGGUUAACAUUUCAUAGUGGCUAUGAUUUUGGUUACCUCAUGCGUUCUAUUUUGCUUUCUGAAUUACCUAAAGAAGAGUCGCAGUUUUUCCAAUAUCAUCGGAAACUUUUUCCAUGUAGUUAUGACUUGAAAAUGUUGUUGAAACAUCCUGGUUUAAUGAAUGCAAAAUUGAGAGGCGGUCUGCAAGAGCUUGCUGAUCACUUACAAGUGGUACGUAAAGGACAACAACAUCAAGCAGGUUCUGAUUCAUUACUUACCGCUCAAACGUUUUUUAAAAUCAAAGAGCGAUUUUUUGGAGACUCCUGGAAUCAGAUCGCGCCGACUGUUGAAGGACAUUUGUACGGUCUCGGUAAUACGCUGUCGUUGAGCGCACCAUUUGUGCAGAUUGCAGAAUUACCAUCUACUCCCGAGCCACAGCAAUCAACACCAGAAGCGACAUCAUAG
This is a messenger RNA of Thelazia callipaeda (thelaziosis nematode), 930 nucleotides long. Lineage: Eukaryota; Metazoa; Nematoda; Chromadorea; Rhabditida; Thelaziidae. The record is from the annotation of a GenBank genome assembly.